UUUGCUUUUAACUCGGCCACUGAAAUCAGGCCAUACAUGAAAGGUGUGUUAAAUACCGCAAAUAUUUCGGAAAUAAAAAGUAGGCCGCCCACAGCCAUGUCGACUUCAUAGAGCAGAGAGUACUGGGUACAAAUGAGGGUGAAAGCGAGCGGGAGGCCCAGUGAAAUGACUGGCAUGGCUGUUUUUAAUGAGGCUAACAUUGAGAUACUAUCAAGUGGUGAGUGAGGGUGGAAGGGUGGUUUAACAGGCCCGAAACCACCAAAACACACUUGCACACACACUUCAGCACUCUGUUGUCCCUAAUAAUCCUCUUGCAUCCCACAUUUCCUUCAGUUUCUUUCACUUGAGAGUUUGUGUCACAUCUAGGCUUUGUGGUCCCUCUUUUAGAAGGUCCCGUCAUCCUCUGAGAAACCAUUCAAAAAACACCCAUCAGCCAAUCAGAUGGGUGUGAAACACACUGGGAAAGAAAAGAGAACUUCACUGCAUGCAAGUGAGAGAGAGCCAUGUGACUUGAGGUCCACCAAUCAGAUCAUGGGAUUGCUGUGCAGCAGCCCUACCGCGGGAGCUGUGACCUCGGAUACCUCAGACAUGCGACUGACAGGCCGUUACCACGGAGAUCACCAUUGCGAGAGCGUCAGACACCUGAACUUUCAACUACCUGACUAAAACCACGUAGAUACUACAACAACCACUACUAGACAGAGAAGAGACACAGACAAAAGUGUCCAUCGUCAAAGGCUGAAGUCGGCACGGCGGCGGAGAGGCCAGUUCUUUUCCCUCCUGAGCGGGACACAUGGCUUCAAACAGCAUCUUCGACACAUUCUCCAGCUACUCGCCCAGUUUACUGCGAGACCCGAGCACGAGCAGACGGUUCACGCCGCCCUCCGCCUCGUUCCCGUGUGCCAAAGUGACCGAGAGCCCGAGUAUGAGCGCACCGGGUCCGCUGCGGGCCGGGCGGCCAGUGGAGUCCCGCUCCGUGGUGGACGUUUUGGCAGAUCACGCCGGAGAGCUCGUGCGCACCGACAGCCCGAACUUUCUCUGCUCGGUCCUUCCGUCACACUGGAGGUGCAACAAAACGCUGCCUGUGGCUUUUAAGGUGGUGGCUCUGGGUGACGUUCCUGACGGGACUCUGGUCACGGUAAUGGCGGGAAAUGAUGAGAAUUAUUCCGCGGAGCUGAGAAACGCGUCUGCCGUCAUGAAGAACCAGGUGGCGCGAUUCAACGACCUGCGCUUCGUGGGAAGGAGCGGCAGAGGAAAGAGCUUCACUCUGACCAUCACUGUGUUCACUGGACCGCCCCAGGUCGCCACAUACCACCGCGCUAUUAAAGUCACCGUGGACGGACCUCGAGAACCAAGACGUCACCGCGUGAAGCCGGACGACCCUCACAAGCAGUACUCCGAUCGCCUGAGUGACAUCGAGCGUUUCCAGAGGGCCGGUCUGCGGAUGAACCCUGGCAACGGGACCACCCGCUCCCACCAGACCCAUUACAGCCCCUCCAGCACCACACCGAUACCAGCAUUAUGGCCAGAUCAGAUUGACCCUCCUGCACUGAAGACUUGCAAAGUGGAAGACGACUUACGCUGGUCAAGUACAGAUAUAUUCCAACAGAGGACGUCUUUCCCGUCUCUGUCUCCAUUAACGGCUCCUCGUUUCUCCGAUUCACACAUGCAUUAUCCGGGUCCCUUCACCUACUCUGCUAACCCGUCCAGCACUGGAAUCGGCGGUCUCAGCGUGGCCGGGAUGCCCACCUCCAGCCGCUACCACACCUACCUGCCGCCUCCCUACCCUGGCAACCAGAACCAGAACUCCCACUUCCAGACCAACUCCUCGCCGUACCACCUGUACUACGGCACCGGAUCCGGCUCCUACCAGUUCUCCAUGGUUCCGACCGGCGGCACCGGAUCGGGAGGCGACAGGUCGCCCACCCGCAUGCUGACGUCCUGUACUGCAGCGGGCGGAGCCGGAGGCGCCACGGGCGGAAACAACAGCCUACUCAACGCCAGCCUCGGCAACCAGAGCGACGGGGUCGACGCCGACGGCAGCCACAGCAACUCGCCCACAGCCAUGAGCGCAUCGACACGCAUAGACGAGUCCGUCUGGAGGCCUUAUUGAGAAAACGUGUACGCGGAAAGACUGAGAGUAGAAGUGGAAAAUUUAGAGAAAAGGUGAAAAGUCUUGCAUGUUUGAUCGUUUUGUUUGUUCAUCCUUCUAUAAGAUGUCAAUUCCUUAUAAAACAACCAAAGUGAUCCAAUAACCAGAGAGACCUUUUGCUCCGGACACUCUAUGUGGAUCAAAACUAAAGGAGGACACAGCAAAAUGAGGUGUAUAUACAAAGAUUAUAAUUGAAAAAUAAGAAAAGGCAUCCUAUAGUAAUAUAUCAGUGACUUUUCUUACUAAAAAAGCUGAAAAACCAAAGAAAAGAAAAGCAGGACAUAUUCCAGUGAGCCUGUAUCUGAAAAAAGCCAAUUCAUCCUGCCUUACAAACCAAUCUGCCUGAAAGCUAUUAUUCCCAGAGUGCUUCGCAACCACGAAAACCUGUCGAGCAGACAGUAUGAAAGAGCUUCACAGAGCUGCAGGACUGUGGGACUUUUAAUGUGUAAAUAUGAUGAUAAACAAAUGCUACCCACAAGUUUCAGGUACUUUCCAUCUUACUAAAAUAAUCUUGAAAUGGUGAGAUGUGAUCAUGUAAAACACGUGCGAGGUUUUUCAUUCAAACGGAUUUUAGGGUGAAUAUCAGAAACACAUUCAGGUCAUAUUUGAAAUGAGAAAUUUGGAUUUGCAUGAAGAAAAUGAUGCUUAGUUAUCAAAAUAUAUGCACAUUUGAUGCCUAAAUUCUUAUUAAUAUAAUGCAAAAAAUAGUUUUUAGUUUUGCAAUGUUAAAAAAAAAAGAUGAAAUAUGAUUUCAUUUGCAAAUCAUUUAAAUUUACAUAAACGUAGGCAUCAUUUUCUUAUGCAAAAAUAUUUUUUGCUUCAAUUUUAUGGCGAAAUGUGAUCUGGACAUGUUUUUGUGAGAUUUGUAGAAACAUAAAACAGUGUCUAUAAUCCAAAGACAGACAGGCGUUUGAUUUUUUAUGUUUUUUUUCCCUUUCUGUCAUGUCUUGCUUCAUGCCAAAAUCACAAACAAUUCAUUUGUCUUUGAACUCGUUGAAACUCGACUUUUUUUUAAAUAGCUUUUAGAGUAAUUUUUUUAUUUUUUUUUUUUCAGUGUUGAUCGCUUUUAAUGAUUUUCAUCAGACUAUGUGAUUUGUUUGAGCUCAUUUGUAUGGUUGUGUUUUAAUUUUUUUAAUUUUUUUAUUUAUUCGAGCCAAAGAGGAUGCAUUCCUAUUUUGGAUCGUUUCCGGGUCACAAACAUUUCUUAAUUUCCUUUCUUUUUUCGAUUUCUUUGUUUUAAUAUAAAAUUGGAAGUUGUGCUACUGUAAUAUAUUCCUUCUAAAUUAUACAAAAAAUUUUAAUGUAAUAUCUAUGUUUUUCCAAUGCAGCUUUAAUGCACUAAAACAUUAUUUAAGAGGUUCUACGUCCUGGUUAAACGCAUAAUGGAGACAUUCUUACCAGAUUGAGUUGCACAUGAUAUUUAGUCAUGUGCCUGAAAGGCCUCACAAGCCAAAGAGCCCAACAAUCACCUGUUGUCAUUCCACGUCUCUAAAGUGUGAAAAAUAUGUUGCUCUAAGCACCUACAUUAUGGGUCUAUUUUUCCUACCUUGUUCUUGGAAUGACUGAAAUCUGAGACAAUAAUUGGGCACGUUUGAAAGGAGAUCGCCCUUGAUUAUUUGAAUAACAAAACCAUGCACAAGCUCAUACAAGGAGGGUAAAGUGGGCAUGACACACACACACAUACAUUCACGUAACAGGUGUAAGUGAAUAUUUCAGCCUUUAACCCAGAGGUUUUUCCCAUGCUCACACCUGCUGCCAUCACCUGAGGGCCAAGAGCCCUAAAAGAGCAAAGGAAAUGAGUAGAAAGAUGGAUGAAGAGAGACGUAUCCCCUUUCGCAAUCGUUGGUCAUCCUUCAGGCCUUGUUAUCCAAGCAGAAGUGGCCGUGUUCUGCUUGAUUCACGGCCGCUUUGAUGCCUUUAUGUGGGCGGUUAUUUUCCUUCCCAUUGUGCCCCUGCUUGAUUAUCGCCUACAGCUGCGGGCUACAGGAAAGAUGGAUUCAAAAUGUGAGCUGGUCUUGUUACAAGCGGGAGUCGAUUCUCUCCUGCAAGGACUUCUGGGAAAUAGAAACCCCUUGCUUCUGCCAUUCUGACGUGUCGUAUGAUGAUUCUCUCUCAGUGCCUCGGUCUGGAUCUGUUCAUGUCUGUGGAUAUCAAAUCCUGUCGUAUUUAAACCAAAGAGCUUCUUGUGAUCGCUGAUUAUGAUUAAGAUUUGCUGGCCCAAAACAAGACCAAAAACUUAUUUAUUUCCACUGUGUUAAUACUGAUCGUUAUUGUGUGUUGCAUUGAACAGUCAAGGCUCUGUUCCAAAACCUAUUAAAAAUAAAGGUUGCUUAUUGGUGGUUCCGUGAAGAAGCUUUAACAUCUUUGUAAUCGUUCCAAAAGUUCUUCACAUUAUUUUAAGAAUGAACCAAAAACACCUUUUCAGAAGCAUUAGGCUGCGUUUACACUAGUGCGUUUUUGUUUUAAACACUUAACUUUUGCUACAGUUACGCCUGUCGUUUACACCACGAUGGCGUGGCUGCCCACAUUCGAUCUGUGCAUCCUUGAUGACCAUGUAAGCAAUGACAUCAUGCUCAAUCUUGUACCCAUAGAUAUGUGCAGGUAGAUGCAUCAUUCGACCGCUCCAAGCAAAGAGUGUAGACGGAGUCGGAGAUCGUUUCUGAAACGCAGAGAAAACAAUAGUGUAGAUGAGGAUCGUUUUCAUUUUAAAACGAAAACGCACUAGUGUAAACAGGGCCUUAUUUUUAAGAGUGUAGCGAGCUCCCUACAUACACAGCACAGAAUCUCUACCAAAAUGUGUGUAAUUAUGCUUGUGGGUUUCUCCCAAUGUGAAGCGUUCCAAAUGAGUUACUUAUUUGAUGGCGGAAGCCUGUUUAGGCAGAAACAAAGCUCAGUAGGUUUUGGAACGCAACCCAAAUGUUCCCAUGAGUCGGUGGUGUUGUAAAAUGCACAGAUUCUGAUCAUGCUGAAAGAGCUAAAAAGCACAACACACUCUUGUUGAAAAAAAGUGGUCUUUUUCACUCGUUGUACGUUUGUAAUUUUGGUUCUGAAAUAUGCUCUUUUGUUCCUUCAUUGUGUGCUAAUGAUGUAGUUUUUUAUGCAUUUUAAUUAAAAAAAGAUCAGGA
This is a messenger RNA of Labeo rohita (rohu), 5277 nucleotides long. It is a transcript of the gene runx3, whose product is annotated as RUNX family transcription factor 3. The record is from RefSeq and is a predicted model, not a curated record. The transcript is spliced from 8 exons. Gene Ontology annotation, molecular function: RNA polymerase II cis-regulatory region sequence-specific DNA binding; DNA-binding transcription factor activity, RNA polymerase II-specific; ATP binding. NCBI's taxonomy places the organism in Eukaryota, Metazoa, Chordata, Actinopteri, Cypriniformes, Cyprinidae. The coding region runs from base 794 to 2113 and encodes 439 amino acids. Gene Ontology annotation, biological process: neuron differentiation; regulation of transcription by RNA polymerase II; hemopoiesis. Gene Ontology annotation, cellular component: nucleus.